Giardia duodenalis is the source of this 2025-nucleotide messenger RNA. Its product is annotated as Glutamate-cysteine ligase. Gene Ontology annotation, molecular function: glutamate-cysteine ligase activity. Lineage: Eukaryota; Fornicata; Diplomonadida; Hexamitidae. The transcript has a single exon. The record is from RefSeq and is a predicted model, not a curated record. Bases 1 to 2025 code for a protein of 674 amino acids. Gene Ontology annotation, biological process: glutathione biosynthetic process.
AUGAAGCACUCUAAAAGUGAGGAAGAGUUCUUAUCGUGGAAGGAAUUCACAUCGGAGACAUGUACCAAAAUAUAUAAACUAGCUGCUGAGCACUUUUCGCGUCGGUAUCUCUCCAAUAUGACCAGGACUGGGGAUCCUCGUUUUUGGGGGAAUGAAAUGGAAUCUAUUAUUUUACAAAAGCACCAUAAAAACACAUAUGCGCUUAGCACUAAUCACUGUCACGAUCAACUUGCAAGACUUUCAGAUAGAUUGACGCUCAUGCCUGAAUUUGCACGGUUUAUCCUUGAGUUCAUACCUGUUGCUCCAUUUGAUGAAGAGCUAAGAGGUCUUCGUCUUAGAUGUGAUGAAUAUACUAGACAUGUCACUGACUUGCUCGCUACAGCGGAGCUAGAAGAACUCACGAUUCUUUUAGGCACAUGCUAUCCAGUCUUUGGGAAAGACUUUUUAAUGGACAGGGACGCCUUUAGCUCACAGACUCCCGACCAGCUUGAGCUAUUGAAGACCAAAAUGCUCGAGUACGUCACUGAUACUGGUAGGUAUCGUACGCUAGUCUCCAAUAUGCUUUUGCGGAAGGGCAGUAUCUCGUGGGCUACCGUGUCUUCUAGUUGUGGAGACACGUACUAUCUCCCAGGGCCUCUGUUUGGUAUGGGCUUGUGUGGGAUGCAUGUCACGAUCCAGAGUGCAACCAUGGAAGACUCGCGCCUCCUUUACGAUGCACUUCAACCCUUGUGUCCGGUUCUCUUGGCUCUUAGCGCAUCUACUAGCGUAUUGGCUGGGGUUGUUCUAGAUAAGGAUACGCGGACAUCCUAUUUGUCUGAUGCCAUGGACGAUCGGCCACUACAUGAGCACUCUAUAGGACUACCAAGACGCUAUAGUGUGGCAGGAGUGUAUAUUGCAAAUCAUCCAGCAAAUAUCCCUCUUUUAAACGACGUAUCACCUGUUUCAUCAGGGCUCAGUAGUAGAUCUAGUGUCAUUCAGUCUAGUGGUAAUGAUUCCAAAAUACAUGCCUACGUUCAAUCUGUUAUUUCACAUUUUCCAUUAGUAGUUUUACGAGAUUCUCUUGUCUUCCACGAUGAAAGUUUUGACUCAGACUGUUGGGAUCAAAUACAUUCGCUUUUUUGGCCGACUUGUCGUUGGAAAGUUCCCCCAAUAGACUCUCUCAAAGGAAGUACGGGCUGGCGCACUGAAGUUCGUUGCAUGGAGAUGCAGUUCUCCAUAGCAGAGAACCUUGCAUACUCGGUCUUUGUGUUCCUGCUUUCAAGUGCCAUUAGAGACAUGGGUCUGCUAUUCUACAUUCCUCAGACUUUCAUCUUACAGGAUAUGUCUUCUGCAGAAAAGCGUGACGCUGUUAAUAAUGAGUUGUUCUGGGUAAGAGACGUCUUCCUCGACCUACACUUCGAAAGUGUAUCUGGUGCUGAUCUUCAACUCGGCUCCUCAGGUAUCUUUUCAGAGCAAUGCAGACAAAUGGCUGUAGAGAUAUUUUCUUCUCAAAUCAGAUUGGCACUGGAAAAUAGACGAGCGUUUGCAACUCUAAGCUCAGCAGACGAUGCUGGUACACAUAGGCACACGUGGUGUCCUAAAAGCGUGUGCACGUGUUUCGAGAAUAGCAUUUCUGAUUUUCAUCUGAUAAAGGUAAGUCUUAAAGAGUUUAUGUGCGGGUCCGCUCGAUAUCCUGGGCUUCUUCCUGUACUUGCUAUGUACACAGACGCAUAUUUUGAUACUAUCGCCGAUCCCACAUCCCUGGAUGACGUUGAAUAUAUUCACUCUGUCAUUUCAUAUCUUGCAGACCGUGCUGCUGGUGUUAUUCCAACCUGUGCUGCAGCAGUGCGAAAUCUUAUACAGAAUAUGCACACUCACAGAGACAAUAGCUUCGCUGAAGUGUGCUCUAGUAUGCUUUCAGAACCAGAGGUACAAAUAGUUACCGAGUACAUGCUUGGUGCUAGGCGACUAUCGCUAGAUGGUCUGCGAGAAUACUAUAGAGCCCACUCUGGUACUGUUAGUAUUAGCGUUAGCACCCCCGAAUGA